Scleropages formosus (Asian bonytongue) is the source of this 2072-nucleotide messenger RNA. RefSeq names its product homeobox D4a (gene hoxd4a). The coding region runs from base 285 to 995 and encodes 236 amino acids. Gene Ontology annotation, molecular function: DNA-binding transcription factor activity, RNA polymerase II-specific; RNA polymerase II cis-regulatory region sequence-specific DNA binding. Gene Ontology annotation, biological process: positive regulation of transcription by RNA polymerase II; anterior/posterior pattern specification; embryonic skeletal system morphogenesis. The record is from RefSeq and is a predicted model, not a curated record. NCBI's taxonomy places the organism in Eukaryota, Metazoa, Chordata, Actinopteri, Osteoglossiformes, Osteoglossidae. The transcript is spliced from 2 exons. Gene Ontology annotation, cellular component: nucleoplasm; nucleus.
AAUAGUCAAUAUAUCACGUUUUAUCAUUCUAGAUAUUUGAUCAUCAUUAGAGCUUCGGCUUCAAUGUGUCAUUUUAUUGGAGGCAAUUGAAAAUAUUUGGUAAAGUUUGUGGAAAUUACUGCUAGGUGUAUACUUACUCGUUAAUAUACUCCCUUCGCCGUGAUUGGCUGAGCGGGUCACGUGGGAGACUAACUUUAUUCAGUUGACAGCAAGUAGGAGGGCUCUAUGGAGAGAGAAAAAAAGACAACUCGAGAAAAAUUAGUAUUUUCUACCUUCAGAAAUUAAUGGCCAUGAGUUCGUAUAUGGUGAACUCCAAGUAUGUGGAUCCCAAAUUUCCUCCUUGUGAGGAAUAUUCGCAGAACAGCUAUAUACCUGAGCAGGGCGCAGGCUAUUACAACCCAUCGCAGGACACAGACUUCCAGCACCCAGGGAUCUAUUCACGGUCAAACUACAGCGAGCAGCCCUUCAGCUGUAACACUGUGCAGAACUCCACGGUGCCGCCGCGGGGUCAUGUGCAGGAGCAAAGCGCCCUGCCCAGUCCAUUCAGCGCUCACACCGAGCAAUGCCCUCCGGUCCAAAUGUCCGGCCCGCGGACCUGCGGACAGCAGCAAAACACCAAGAGCCAGAACGGGAUACAAGGCAAGCAGCCAGCAAUAGUUUACCCCUGGAUGAAGAAAGUGCACGUUACCACGGUGAAUCCGGAUUACACAGGACCCGAGCCCAAACGGUCCCGGACAGCAUACACAAGGCAGCAGGUUUUGGAACUAGAGAAGGAAUUUCAUUUUAACAGGUAUCUUACUAGAAGGCGUCGUAUUGAGAUUGCCCACACUCUGUGCCUGUCCGAGCGUCAGAUCAAAAUCUGGUUUCAGAACAGAAGAAUGAAAUGGAAAAAAGAUCACAAACUCCCAAACACAAAGGGCAAGUCUUCUUCGGCUUCAGCUCAGCAUUUGCAAAGUGUUCAGAAGGACGACCAGACUGAUAUCACAACUUUAUAAGAAAGUGGAGGGAAACAUUUACCUCCCCUCAAACGCACAGUGAACUGUAUAUAAGAGACAGUAUUGCAUCUGACUCUGCAUGGUUUCCAAACAUGGCGUUGCUCAUUGUCAUUUAAUGUAAAAAGAAGCAAAAAUGCCAAAACCAGUCUCCGGGAUCUGUCGUGUGUGGACUUUUGUACCGAUUUCCUAUCACGUCGACCAUUGUAACUGUUAAUUGGCACAGAAGAUACAGUGCAUCAUCACUUUCUUCAAUGAGGUACAGUAGAUCAGUGGGAAAAAAAUACAAUAAUGAACAUUUUUCUUUUUUUUUUUUAAUCUAAAACCCCCAUUGUUAAAAUAUUGCUCAGUUUAAUAUGCAAGGUGCAUUUUCCCGGGUUGCGAUGCCCAUGUGCUUACAGCACCUUUCGGAACACGGCCGGCCAAUUUGUGUUCUUAUUUAAAUGAACAAAGCAGAAAUAUAUGUGAAGCUUUUAUGCAUAUGGAAUUGAAAGUGUUAUGUGAUCAAAUUAAACUUAAAAAAAACAGCUGUUGGAUGCAUAUAAUUUGAAAUAAUAAAACUAGCCAUAACGAACAAAAUUCCCAGCUUUGCUGUACCGUGGUUUACUGAGGUUUUUCGUUUGGAUUUUUUUUUUUUUUUUAAAUUUCGUGCACAGUUGUCGUGCGUGUGUCUGAAUACUCUUAUGUUCCCGUGACUUUUGCUCGUUCAACUUUCCUCUGAAAAGGACGCUGAAUUAAAUUAAAUUGAGCUGUAUGCAAUAAAACCAUGUUAAAGACCAUGUCACUCCAUCAGGGACGAUCGUUUUCGUGGUAGAUCAGAAUACUCAGUUGAGUAACUCGGUUAUAAAUCCUCUCCUGACAUGUUUGUAAACAGUGUGUAUUUCGAGAGUCUGUAUGUCCUGGUCUCCAUAUGCCAUUUUAAAGGUUCCCAGUAAGAGUCUUCGUACCAAUGACUUCUAUUUGUAUAAAUGAUGUGUAUACUAAUGCUUGUGUUUUUUAUAUUUAUUUAUAUAAUUUGAAGUCAUUUCAAAGUGUAAAAUCGACCAUUCAGAAAGCACCCACGCUUCUGUGUUUCUCCAC